AUGGUGUUGACAAUUGGCCACCAACGAUAUGCUCAAAACAUUCAGACGGACGUACUGAUCGUCGGGACCGGGCCAGUAGGCUCUACCUUCGCCCGUGAGUUGAUUGAGAAUUCUCAGAACCUGAGCGUCCUUAUGAUCGACAGCGGGGCCCAGCUGUCCAAAACCCCAGGAGAGCAUCUCAGGGGUGAGUAUGAGGGUGACCUGCCCGUUGGCUACGGCGUGCAAAACCUCCCACUUGCCUGCGAACGUCGCAAGGACAAGCCGGAAUUCGUCACGUGGAGCUCGGCCAGCACUAUUCUUGGCCCGCUGUUGGACAUGCCUGACGAGAAGUUCCAGAUACUGGAGCAGCACCAGUGUGUCGAGCUGGUCAAUGACGGCAGCAGCGUGCAGUAUGCUAUGGUCAGGAAUCUGGCAAAAUUAAACGAGGCGCCGCUCAAGAUCAGGGCAAAAUUGUACGUGGUUUGUGCUGGAACGGUCCUGACGCCCCAGCUGCUUUACAGGUCAAACAUCCGCCCUCGCGCCCUGGGCCGCUACCUGUGUGAACAGCCCUUAGCCUUCUGCCAGGUGGUACUGCUACAGGACAUCCUCGACUCCAUCUCAACACCUACAGACGAAGAGAAAAACCUGCAGGACCCCAUUCCAAUCUACAGUAACGAUCCCGAUCCCCAGGUGUGGAUCCCUGUUUCGGAUGACCGACCUUGGCACUGCCAGAUCCACAAGGGUGCCUUCUCCUACAAGGGCUUCAAUCCUAACGUGGACGGCCGGCUCAUCGUGGACCUGCGCUGGUUCGGCAAGAUGAACAAGCCCCAUCCUGAAAACAUGAUGACCUUCAGGGACGACAUCAUUGACCGCCAUGACAUGCCGCAGGUCACUUUUCACUACAGGAUUCGUACCCAAGAAGAACGUGACCAGCAGCACGCCAUGAUGAAUGACAUGCUGCGGGCUGCCGGAGCUUUGGGCGGGUUUCUCCCGAUCUCACCGCCGCAGUUCAUGCCUAUGGGACUCUCCCUGCAUCUGACAGGAUCGGUGCGUAUGGGUAAAGACACAACCUCCUCUGUCGUGAACGAAUACAGCAAAGUGUGGGGGUUUGACAACCUGUUUCUGGGCGGAAAUGGUGUCAUCCCUACCGCCACCGCAUGUAACCCCACCCUCACCAGCUCCGCACUGGCUAUCCGUGCAGCUCAGCACAUCCUUCAAAACUGGGAUGCUGAGCAGUUGAAGCCCAUUCCUGCGGAAUCAGACGACAAGCCUGGUAAAGCCAAGCUGUGA
Branchiostoma floridae (Florida lancelet) is the source of this 1269-nucleotide messenger RNA. Its product is annotated as pyranose 2-oxidase-like. The coding region runs from base 1 to 1269 and encodes 422 amino acids. The transcript has 8 exons. The record is from RefSeq and is a predicted model, not a curated record. Lineage: Eukaryota; Metazoa; Chordata; Leptocardii; Amphioxiformes; Branchiostomatidae. Gene Ontology annotation, molecular function: oxidoreductase activity, acting on CH-OH group of donors.